This is a messenger RNA of Paramuricea clavata, 2241 nucleotides long. The record is from the annotation of a GenBank genome assembly. Lineage: Eukaryota; Metazoa; Cnidaria; Anthozoa; Malacalcyonacea; Plexauridae.
AUGGGGAAACCUGAUUCUGAAAUAAGUGAUUUGAAAAAGAAAAGAAUAAUGCGAAACUGUCGCAAGAAGCGAAGGCGACAACAACGGGCUAUAAACAAACGCACGGCUUCUGAAGCAGUUCUGGCGCGGAAAGUAAAUGACGGCUUAAUGGAGCAGAAAGCACUGGCCGAAAAAUAUCAUGACAAGUGGAGAAAAUUAUGCAGAGAAGCAAAAGAUUUACGACGUAAGAUACAAAGUCACUCGAGAAAGGUAAACUAUUUUCAAAGACAAAGCCCUGCUGCUAUUGUCAAGUCAACACUGAGUACAAUACAGAAAUAUUAAAAUGUGCAGCACAUGUUUAGAGUAUACUGGCUAGGAAAUUCCCUGCUAGUUUCUAUAAUGUCGUUUAUACCCUGACAAAGAAUAGGAGAAGUUCCUUAUAUAGUCUAUAUAGAAUUCUAGAUUUUAGUGUAAUUAUUAAAAUGGUACUAUUAAAUAAUUAUUUUAUAAGCAACAUGCAGUACUUAUAAAUGAAAUAUAUUUAUAAAUAAAUUAUCUACAUUGCUUAGAUUCCUUCAAGAUUUACAAUGUUGUAUAAAGGUUUUGCUAACUACACAUGAAAACAAUAGAUUGCAUGCUGUUCGAAAGUACGGGUAUUUAGGUUUUGGGAAUUGGGUGGGAGCUCCCCCCCCCAAAAAAAAAAAUUCAGGGAUUUUUUUAUUUGGAGGGAGUUCCCCUUCCUAUAGUCACAAACCUAGACAUUCUUUCCUGUGCUCACCUAUUUCCAAAUGAGGGGAUAGAAAUGUCUGGGUUCACCAACUGCACCUCUAUGUGAUUAUAUGCCUUAUCACUUACCAGUUUAAUUAAUAUUAAUAAUGAUAUUCAUAUUCCAUUUUGGGGGGAAAUUCUCCCCCCCCCCAAAUUUAGCUAUUUUCAGAUUUGUGGGGAAUUUAGGAUUUUUGGGGGAAUUCCCCCCGCCCCCAGCAAAAUACCCCUCAAAAUGUUGUAUUAACCCAUUAAGAUGCAAUGGAUUAUGGAUCAUUCCAAAAACAUCCCACAGAAGAAAUUGGAAAGUUGAACCCCUCCCCUUAUUACAUUUUAGCACAUUUAGGAAAUUUUAGUGCAUAUUAUUAUGAGGUGAAGAUCCCCCCCACCACCCUAACUUCCUGGAUGACCCAAAUUUCUUCCAUGGAGUAUCCUAUAGUCUCAUAAUUUUCUGGUAUAUCAUAUAUAUCCAUAUACCAAUAUGUAAAUACUGCAUGCACACUCUAUAAACUAUUGUAUACUUUGUAUUUUAAUUUAAUGUUUUGCAGGAACCAUCUGAAAAAUACUUCUUCAUCUUGUGAUGUUGGUUUCCUGAAUAAAUAUUAUCAUUCUUAUUAUCUGAUUUUUGAACAUUUUCUGAAAAAAAAUUUUUUUGUUAUUUUGAGCCCAUUAACUAUUGUACAUUAAGACUGCAUGGUUGAUUUUUUUCAAAAAAAUCUAAAUUAGGUGAAAAAAGCUCUCAAAGUUACCUUGUUUGAAAAUUUACCCCAUAGCAACGCCCUAGCAACGCAUUUAGGUACAAAAUUCACUCAAAAUUUCGUCCAAAAAUCACUUCAAACAAGUUUCUUUAUGUUUCUCCUUUUGGUGUAUGUGAUUUAGAAUCUUCUGACUUAGCUGCAUUGCGAUUGGUUGCUUUGGGGAGCCAUGGCAACGCGAUUUCUUUGUCUGUCUUGUGAUCGAUCGCAUUUGCAUUCACUGUGAAAUUAUCGACAAAAUUUUUUCUUAAAUUCCAAGUCGAAAAGUUGCUGUUCUAGUUUCCCAAAGAUUCGUUUUGUUAUUUGGAUUGUAAUUUAAAGUCAAUAAAUGAAAAAUACGAAGAACAGAGCGAUAAAAUCCGCCUUCGAAGACGGCGAAGAAAUUCAAACAUGGCGAAUCUCGUGACAAAGAAGCUGGACAUUCCAGAGCGAAAAUUGGCUCUCAGACAGCAAACUUUGGUGUUAAUACCGAAAUUAUAUAGACACUACAAGGAAAGGAACAGUAUUUAUGGAUUUGUCAAUUUUAUUUGGUGUCUUUGAUAACAUUUUGAAAUGUCCUGACAGUGGAGAUGAACAUGGAUAUUCUCAUUACAUUGUUUUACAGUUUGUGUGCAUAAAAAUAGUUCUACCCAGAAAACUUUCGGAUGGAAAAGGAAUAUCUGGUAAAGGUCAGCUUACUGAUGGUAAAAUAGAUGUUCUAGAAAAUUAUUACGGUCUGGCAAACAGAGAAGCCAAGCUGUAA